Engraulis encrasicolus (European anchovy) is the source of this 1939-nucleotide messenger RNA. RefSeq names its product small ubiquitin like modifier 3b (gene sumo3b). Gene Ontology annotation, molecular function: protein tag activity; ubiquitin-like protein ligase binding. Gene Ontology annotation, cellular component: nucleus. The transcript is spliced from 4 exons. The coding region runs from base 108 to 392 and encodes 94 amino acids. Lineage: Eukaryota; Metazoa; Chordata; Actinopteri; Clupeiformes; Engraulidae. Gene Ontology annotation, biological process: protein sumoylation. The record is from RefSeq and is a predicted model, not a curated record.
UCUUGAUAAAAGGCAAAGAACACCCAUACGAGGAAAACCAUAGACUCUCACUGGGGAAAACGCGCAGUCUAUAUCUUUAGUUUCAUCCCAUUCAAAUAAAAGAAACCAUGUCAGACGACAAAGGAAAGGAGGGAGUGAAGACGGAGAACGAGCAUAUUAAUCUGAAGGUGGCGGGUCAGGAUGGCUCAGUCGUACAGUUCAAGAUCAAGAGACACACGCCCCUGAGCAAGCUCAUGAAGGCCUACUGCGAGAGACAGGGCCUCUCCCUCCGACAGAUCCGAUUCCGCUUUGACGGACAGCCGAUCAAUGAAACGGACACGCCCGCACAGCUGGACAUGGAGGAUGAAGACACAAUCGACGUCUUUCAACAGCAGACGGGAGGAAGCUGCUAAGAGGACCCCGCCCCCAACAACGCCCCUCUCCUCUCCUCUGCUCUCCAAUCCCCAUCCAACACCCCCUCUCUCCAAACUGCCCAAUUUCCCAUACCCAUCUCCAACUCCGCCCCCUCUCCUCUCCAACCCGUCAGCCUUUUUCAGCCCAACUCCUUCUUCUCUCCUCUCUGUCAACCUCCUGUCCUCCCCUUAAGCCUCUCCUCUCUGCCAAUCUCUCCUCCUCUCUCCUCUCCCCAACAGUCCUCUCCUCCCCUCUCUCGACCCCCAGGCCCUCUUCAGCCCCCUGCCUCCUCCACCCACCCUCUCGCCGCGGUAUUGGUGUAGGGGUUUGAGAUGUGGGAUGGAUGGAGCGGUUGAGAUCUGGGGGUACCAGAGAGGGUGCUGGUAUGGAGGGGAGGUGUACCCCGGGGGGAAGCCAUGUUGUGGGGCAUGAGUUCCACAGGGGCAGGCCUGGUUCUCGCUUACCCGCCUAGGUCUCCUCUCCUCCUCCUGGUUUAUAACUCGCUUAUAAUUAUUGUUAUUUUUAUUGCAUAUUUUUAUUGUCCUCUUUUUGUAAUCUUGACUGUAUACGGAAUGUGGAUUUUGGACUUUUUUUUUGUUUUUUCUUCCUUGAGGGCAGGGCUGGAGAUUGUGAAAGUCAGGACAUUAUUAUUCUGAUUUUUUUUUAGAAGUUGUUUGUAUCCAUGGAGCUACCAACAAUUAUACACACACAUGCUUACACAUACACAUUCCCUGAUCGUGCCAUGCUGUCCCACACGCAUACAAACACAUUUUGGACAACUGCAGAGGCCAUGGCUGGCCAGACCCCGGGUUAUGGUUUUACUCAAGCUUGGACGUUCCCAAUCUCUGUUCCACUCCCAAUCCAGUGAGAACAAGAGGUUGUAUAUACCCCCUGGCGCCCAGUAAUGGUUGCUAGGCAGCAGCCGCAGCAUAUUCUUCCUGAUCUCGGCUCAGUCUGUCCAGCGUCACUGCUCAGUGUAGGGUUUCUAUGGUUACUGCCACCUCAUACCCUGUAUCGCUGCUCAGUGUAGGAUUUCCAUGACAACCAAGGACCUCCUCUUGCCCAGCAUCGCAGCUCACUGUAGGGUUUCCAUGGUUACCGCCUCCUCUUGGCCCCCCAUCCCAUCCCACCUCUGCUCUUCUCUGGUCUGAUCUCUGGACCCUCAGUGCAAGAGCACCAUGCGGAUUCCGAUGGUCCAAGUGACCCUCCUGCAUCCCUUGGCAAUUUCCCAUACACUGCAGUACUCUGCAGGUCCCAUAGGGGGCAGGGUAGUGCUGGGCAGAAAUAUUACAGUCCGGCUCAAGUCUUCAGGUCUCUUUUUUUUUCUCAGUGAAUGUUGUAAUCUCUCUCUCUCCCGCUCCCCCUUGCCUCAUGGUGUUUAUGUUUCUCCCCCUCUUGCCCUCAACCUUUUCUAGAGGUGGGGAGGGUUGUUAGCUGUCCAGCUUCUCUAGAGGUGUGAAGGGUUGUUAGCCGAUCUGUCUUUUUCUCAGCCCCAGUUUCUGUUGUCCUUUACUACUGUAAACAAUAAAAUAUAGUUUGGUACUCA